AACAACUGCUACACCUAGAAAUAUCCCUCUGUUUGAUUCCACAAGCUUCCCCUCCGUCCCUGUCCUUCAAUUCGACGAAAUCACCGUUCUUCCAUAGCCAUUCAUCCACAGGGUUAUCAAUGGAAUACUUUCUCUGAGGCACAACUAAUUCUAAUUUGUAUAGAGUUCUCUUGGAAUUAAAUUUGUGGAUCGGAGUGUGUGCUAUUGGAAGAAAUGGAAACACAAUUCGGACCGGUAUUGGAUAGCAGCAGGCAUAUCACUGUCAAUUUAAAAAGAAAACACGAUUUUCAAUCUGAGAAGUUCAACCAUGUGACUAAGCACAUAUCCCUUCCGACUGUCUGGCCCCCUUGUAAUGGCAUACACAAGGUCGUGAAGCAAAGAAAGCUCAAUGAUGUCAAAAGCAAGUUUGGAUAUGGUGGGGUUCACCACAAAACAUCACUGCUUCAACACUAUCUGAACUUUCGGAAAAGUGGACCUCUAAAACGCUUGAUGUAUUAUCAAGAUGGUGAGUGGAUUGACUUUCCUCAAAGUAUUCUUCCAGUGGUUAAAGAAGAUCUGCAGAUAGAGAAAUCAGUAAUUGAAGUAGACUUGGAUGGUAAAAUUUGUGUGCUUGACUUUGUCUCUAUGAUGCUUGUGGACUUGAGGACGGGUAAUCAGCAGUCUAUUGCAUGGAUUGAUGAAGCUGGGAACUGCUUUUUCCCUGAAAUUUUUGCAGAUGGUGUUGGAGGGGACGAGUGCAACUGUCUGGAACAUGAGAACAAUCAAGUUGGUAUAGAUUUGAAUGCCCAAGAAUCCAAUGUUAUCAAAUUGCAAAUUGAGAUUGAACUUAACAGAUCAAAUAUUUAUGAGCAAGAAGAAUCAAGUGGGGACUCCAAUGCUCUUGUUAAAGUGGUUAAAGUUGAUUUGAAACCUGAAACAGAAGAUUCGACGAUGGAAAACGGUGAUGAUCAGAAUGGCGUUUCUGCUUCAAAAGGCAAUGGAAGCUCCGCUGAAAAUUUGCCCGGAGAAGAAAAGGCAUUGAUGCUUGAUCCAGCAUGGGGUGAUCUGGAAUCUGAUUCAGUGAGGAAAAUCUUCCUCAUGGGCAUUAAGCAAUCUGCUCAUGCAAGUAUAAUUGAUGUAUCUCGUGGAUCAAGCACUUUCAUGGAAGCUAGAUUAGAACUUUUUCAGAAGCAAGCCGAAAUUGUAAAAAAGUUGCGUGGACAUCCCAAUGUCCAAUUUGCAUGGCUUCCUUCCACUAAAAGUGCACAUUCCAGCAUAAUGAAUUAUGGCAUUGUUAGUGGUGAUUCAACCAAUAAGAAUUCUCGGUAUGGAUUCGGAGUUCAUCUAAACCCUAUUAAUCAUACUGAGAUCAGUGCAAAUUUAUGUGAUAUUGACGAAAAUGGGGUGCGACACAUGAUUUUGUGCCGAGUCAUUAUGGGGAACGUGGAGCCAGUUUCUCUUGGAUCAAAGCAAUUCCAUCCCAGUAAUGAGGCUUUUGAUAAUGGUGUAGAUGAUCUUCAAGGCCCAAAACAUUUCACAGUAUGGAGUAUGAAUAUGAACACCCAUAUUUAUCCAGAAUAUGUUGUUAGUUUCAAGUUUGAAGCUGAAGGAACUGUGGUUCAAAGUGACAAGAUACACAAUUUUUCAGGGGUUAGUACUUGUUACGAGGGGUCUCCAUAUCAGGUAACAACGCCCGAUACAAAUUUACUCCAAAAUCAACAAGGAAAUGUUCCAAGGAUCCCCAAGUCCCCUUGGAUGUCGUUCCCUGCAUUGUUUGCUGCCAUCUCUAAGAAAGUUGCUCCUGAGAAAAUGAAAAUCAUAAAUAGCAACUACGAGCUUUUCAAGAGUAAAAAGAUUAGUCGGGAUGAACUGGUCAGAAAGAUGAGGUUGUCCGUCGGCGAUGCCAUAUUAAGGUCCACGAUUAUGAGUCUUCAGUUCAAGAUGGUCCCAACACCUGUUGAAAUGGUCACAAACCAAAACUUAGAGCCCUGAAGUUUUGGCCUCUAAACAAAGAGCUAUAUGAUCAAGUAUGGGAUGGUUUUUCUUAUUUGUACAAAUAGUAUAAUCCUUGAAAGUUGUCUUUUAGACCCCCCUAUCGGUUGUUGAUGAAACUUGAUUGGUACUUUUGCUUUAUGUUCCCUUUUGAUAACUCGUCUUCACGUAAUGGUUUCUUAAGUUGAACUGUUUUCUACUGUUAAAUAAAGAGAUACUAAUUUCAAUAUGCUCCUAAACCAAUUAGUGCUGACAACUAUACAAAUAGCAUCAUUUAAAUACAAAACAUAUCAAAGUGAAGAUUUGCAAAUCUUCCGAAACCAUUGCCAACAAUAAAUGAGAGCUGGCAGCAACCAAAUCAAAUCCGGUACAAUAAAUGUGAUACAAAGCUCAAUAUAAAUAGACUAAAAUUUACAUUUUCAACAUCCAAAAUCCAACCCUAGGCAAUCUUCUUCCAACUUCAAGGAUUAAUACAAAUUGGAUGGUAGUUCACCAAUAAACACUACACAAUUCUAUUUCAGUUUUGAGAAAAUGCUGAAUAGAAGAUAAAAACAUCUUUUUUACUAGAAUGUGCAUUUUGCAUUAAUGACAUUAAUAAUCAACAAGGUUCUAUGAAAAAGCAGUGUUAAAUAAUAAUUACUCCGUAUAAGUUUAAAAUUCAAAUCUUGGGACAAAAAAGAAGAAAUAAUAUACUAAGUAUUUU
Molecule: messenger RNA, 2674 nt
Organism: Cuscuta campestris
Lineage: Eukaryota; Viridiplantae; Streptophyta; Magnoliopsida; Solanales; Convolvulaceae
Source: the annotation of a GenBank genome assembly